Messenger RNA from Cicer arietinum (chickpea), 608 nucleotides. RefSeq names its product putative lipid-binding protein AIR1. The record is from RefSeq and is a predicted model, not a curated record. NCBI's taxonomy places the organism in Eukaryota, Viridiplantae, Streptophyta, Magnoliopsida, Fabales, Fabaceae.
AUUCAACAUCAAUCAAUAAAAAUUGUAAGCUAUAGUAAUGGCUUCCAACAAAUUCUCUAUCACAAUUUUAGUGAUUUUUCUCCUUGCUUACUUAACAUUCACUGAGGCUAAUGGUUCAUGCCCACCAUCACCAAAGCCAAAACCACCACCACCACCUUCACCUAAGCCUUGUCCUACUCCAGCUUCCGCUCCACCUCCAGUCCAAGGUUCAUGCCCCAAAGACACCUUAAAGUUAGGGGUUUGUGCUGAUCUUUUAAGGUUGGUUAAGGUUCCUGUUGGAAAUCCUCCUUCAGGUAGUAGUUGUUGUGCAUUGAUAAAAGGUUUGGCUGAUUUGGAGGCUGCACUUUGUCUUUGCACUGCAAUUAAGACCAAUGUGCUUGGAAAUAACUUGAAUGUACCUGUCACACUCACUUGGAUCCUUAGUGCAUGUCAAAAGACACUGCCUCGUGGUUUCCAAUGUGCUUAAGGAUUCCAAUUAGAUGUCUCUCAUUGUUGAUUAAGUGCAUUAUAAUCGUCUGGUUCUAUAGGAUUUGUUUCAUACUAGGAUAGUUAACAAUAAUAUAUUUUAUCCAUAAUGAAAUAUAAGUACAAAUAAUAUUUGAAAAAUA